AAAGCAUCUGUGGUGGUGGUGAUAAUGAUGGAGUGGAGGGUGGUGGUGUAUUGUGCUCACUGGUGAAGCGUUGCUCUGUACUGGUGCUGGCACAUCUGUGUAGGGUGUCCUGCUACACGCCCUCCUCACCUGACGAGGAUGAGGCGCGUCCCGACAUUGAGGUGCAGUAUUAUAAGUGCCGAGGCAGGUGUCAGAGGCAGGUGUUGACCCUCGUUCAUCUUCACGUCCUCCUGUUCCUUUUACGUAAAAUUCCUGGACGGUAUUCCCUUCUUGGCCGGUUAAAGCUGACUGGUGACCUCUCUCCCGUUCCCCAACCAGGCUCGCCGGUCCAGUUUCAGUUCACGUAAGCUUCGAUCGCCCUCCUCCGUAAAACGUGUUCCGUGCAUCAGCUUCGCCUCGCCACGUCACCACACCCGCCGACUGCUGGGCCACGCGCGGGUUAAAGUGGUGAUGGCAGCGUGCGGGUCUCUGUCUUACUGGUGGCACGGCUGACUGGAGGACUGGUGGGCUGAUUGUGGUGUGUGUUUCGUCCUCCCUAACUACAACAACAAACCAGCAACAAACCAGGGUAGACCUCCGCUGUGGCAUUAGGCGACAGACUCAGCGAGGAUUGGUGGACAUCACUCAGUGACCGAUGAGCUGCAUUAGAGGAAAAGCCAUGACCUUUGGCCUCAAGAAUCUGAUGACCCUCACGGUGUAUGGGCUGUUGCUCCUCCUCUUCUUCCUCAUAAUACAUCAUUGGCACAGCUACACUGCGCCAGACGUUGCCAUCGUAUCACAUAAUCAGUCAGGUGAGAGUGAUACGGUCCAAGCAAGCCCUCUGAAAACCACUGCUGAGAAACAAAUGGAAGAGGCUGGUGCGUUCCUGAGAAGUGUCCUGCACGGCUCCGUUAAGAGACAGCUAAGCUCUGGUCACCUAUACGUGGACCGGAGCGACAAGCGAGUGUGGAAAAUGUGGGCAAAUGAUUCGCGAGAUAGUCCCUGCUUCAACUACAACACCAGGUUCGGAGUGGGGGUACCGCAGGUGUGGUUACUGUCCUUCCCUUGCUCCGGCAAUACCUGGCUGCGCUACCUGCUAGAGGCCGCCUCAGGCAUCUUCACGGGCUCCAUCUAUUACGACGAGCUCCUCGUCAAGAAAGGUUUCCUUGCUGAGGGAGACAACGGAGGGAAGACACUCGUGCAGAAGACGCACCAAUCUCCCAUACUAAGUAUUCAAUACUCCAAUCCCGUCGGAAAUUCUGAAACCAACAUGACCCGCCCCACCGUGCUGCUCAUCAGAAACCCUGCCAACGCCAUCAUCUCCUUCUUCAAGUUCCAGCAGACUAAGAGUCACGUGGACCAAAUUCCAGAAAAGAUGUUCAAUACAACCAAAUUCCAUACAUUUGUGAAGACUUCUCUGGUGGACUGGAUGAAUUUGGCCGUCAAAACACUAAUGCGGAUCGAGGCGCCGCUGCACGUGAUUCACUACGAGCAUUUGGUGCAGAAUCCAAUGCAGGAACUGACCAAAGUCCUCGCCUUCCUCGGGGUGGCCAGGGAUGAGGGCAGGAUGGCCUGUAUCGCGUCGCAUUUAGAGGGAAGCUUCAAAAGGAAAGGCAGUAAGAAUCUCGAUCCUUACACCACCAUGGAGAAGAUCAGCAUUGUGGAGGCGACCAAGGCGGUCAACAGAACCCUCCAGCUGACGGGUUACUCGCCUCUUCCGCCCUACAACUGAAUCCCCGCUUCGAUCCCCUGUCAGCGCUGCCAUCACGUCAUGUAUUAUAGUCUUCAAGCUGGUGAUGCACAUGUUGUAGUCUCCGAUAGGUUUAAUUUCAGUGUGCCGUCAUGCCCUCGUGAUUUAUUGCACCAGUUUCUGUAAUAAUUAGUGUUUAUAUUUUGUAGGCUGUGAAGGUAGGUAAUAUAAAUAAACGUUCUCUAUAGAGGGCAUAUUAAAAGAAAAAUAGUGAUUUACUUAGCCUCGGGUUCCAUAAAGGGAGGAAGCUACACAUUUCCGCUCUUCGGAUCGUCUCGCAUAUAACUGGUAUUUAGUUUGUCUUCAAACUAACCUAUGCAACAUUCCUGGUCUGAAAUUUAAUGUCGUGGCUGUGCAUUACCUCCCCUCCUCCAGGCUUCACUUCCAUUUGCUCCAAGGGACGCGAGUGUUUGAAGGUAAUGGCGGCGUUUCAUCGUCUGUUUCCUCUGCCCUCACUCUCCAUCUCAAGCUUGCAUUUAUGUCACUUGCUUUCAUACAUAUAAAUCUUUAGUCUGAAUUCUGUUAAAUCUCGCUUGCUAGGAUGUAAAUAUGUAGCUUCCCACUCGCAGUAAAUGUCUGAUCUUGUUCUGCUGAAUAAAUAUAAUUCUUUGA
This is a messenger RNA of Scylla paramamosain (green mud crab), 2341 nucleotides long. RefSeq names its product sialate:O-sulfotransferase 1-like. The record is from RefSeq and is a predicted model, not a curated record. The transcript is spliced from 17 exons. Bases 635 to 1711 code for a protein of 358 amino acids. Lineage: Eukaryota; Metazoa; Arthropoda; Malacostraca; Decapoda; Portunidae. Gene Ontology annotation, molecular function: sulfotransferase activity.